GGAUGGGUCCCACCCCCCCCCCCAACCCCUCCCUGCCUCCCAGCAGGGAGGGAAAGCCAGGCAAGGUCUGGCCGGAGGAUCUGCUUUGAUCCUCCUAUCACCAUGCCGGCCCACAUGUUAGAGUAGUGUGUGUGUUGGAGGAGGGGCGUGUGCAUGCUGCUGGGCAGGACUGAGCAGGGUUUAAAAGGCCCGGCGCAGCUGCACUCGGUCUCUUCUUCUUGUGUGCAUCGCCCCGAGAACAUCACCCCCCUGGACAACGAGCAUUUAAACCUGGCUGAGUAUAUCUACUAUCCUACUAUCCCACCAACGAAUCCCAUUAACCCCUACUGCUAUCCCACCAACGAAUCCCAUCCAUUCAAACCCCUGCUAUCCCACCAACGAUCCCACUAACUCCCAUUCCCAUAACCCCUACUCCAUUAACCCCUACUGAUCAAACCCCUGCUAUCCCACCAACGCCCAUCAAACCCCUACUCCAUUCAAACCCCUAUUAUCCCACCAACGAUCCCUAUCCCCUGUACCCCAACUCCCUUUUGUUGGUUCAGGGAAAGUUUAGCACCAGGAAGGGCGGGCAAUUAUAUCGUGUGUGAUUGUGUAUGUGUAGUUAGAUUGUGGGUGAAUUUUGGGGAUUGUUAGUGUAAAUGAGGAUUGUUUCAUUUAGUUGUUUUAUGUUGUGUAAUUGGUAUAUCUGUAUUAGAGGUAGUUACUGUUUUUAUGUCGUAUUAAAUAUAUUGUGUUAUUGGUAACUUCUGUGGUGUGUUUGUUAUUAUGGUAAGUAGAGUAGUAAUCGCACGCAGAUAGUUAGUACAGUACAGUAUAUAGCAUACAUAGUGAAAGGCCAAUUAAGAGUAGUUCUUUAAGGAAUAAAUAGGCAGAGUUAAGUAUCGAACAUCUGCAUAAACAUCGAUAACGGAUACACCCCCUUAACAUUGGCGAGCCAGCGGCCCCUGCAUAUAGCGUUAUUUCUGCGUUCGGUUUUGAGGCUAGGGAUCGGUUAUACUGUGAUUAUCAGGCGGUAGAGACAAGGUUGAAUGUCUGCCCUGAUAAUUCGGACAGGUAACGCGAGUUAUAGUGUAGUACCAAACGUAAAUCACGCUUAAGCAGAGAAUCUAUAAUCUAUUUGUUACUAAAAUUUUUUAUUUAUUUUUGAUUACCUUUCACGGACGCGUACGCAUUGCUGAAAGGAAAAAUCACGUCACGAGAAGAGAUCCAUCGUUAUCGGAGCAGGAUAAAAGUCUAGUCUGGUAGGGAGAAAGGCGUUCCGGAAGUUAAAGGACCUUCUACAAGCAGCAAGGACAAAGGUUAGCACCGAUUGAAUGAUGACAUCUCAACCAAAAAACAGACAAGGGAGACUCUCCAUGGGACAUAAUUGCAAGGAUAGGUAUCUUCCGAACGGAAUACGUCUGCAGCUUGUGAUACUGGUGGUAAGCAUGUUGGUGGCAGGCUCGGCCUAUUCAGGGAAGGGUCUGGAAGCAAUUCAUGGUAUGACUAACAUACCACUUAAUGAACCCAGUCUUUUAAUGGUGGAGUGUUUGGGUGGCAAGAUCCUGAAACCAUACGAGAACUCUACUUUUACACCAGGGCAGUGGUAUCUGUAUGGUUUCCAGAGAGAGGGUUUUGACAGAGGUGUAAUCCAACAUUAUACCCCUGUGGAGAAUGUGUCUGCCAUACAACAUGACUUACAUGCCCUCUGCCUCAAGGAGUUUAGACAUUUUCAGGAUUCAGAACCAAUACCUAUUAAAUCUUUUAGAUGGGUAUCUAGAGACCCGCACUUACACCCUUAUAAGAAGGUGGAAGUCAAUAAUACAACGGUGUUGUGUACCAAAGAAGGAGUUCUGAGUCCUGAAGAUGUCACUGGGGCAGAAUAUAGCGGUUGGUUUAUCCUUCAGGCUACCUUCACAAAGAGGGAUAGCCAUGAUGGGUUAAGGGUAAAGACAUAUUUUGAUAGACCCAUUCCAGUAAAAGGUACCCUUAAAGCUUAUUGCAUGUUGAGGGAUUCCCAGAUGAUUAUCGCUAGGGAAUCCAGUUACGUUCAUGGUCAUGUGUCCACAGACUAUUUGCGAACCAGUGUAAUGAUGUUAAAGUUAAACUGCAGCAACUCUGGUCAGGUCCUAUGGAAUGACCAGACCAGUCCGGGAGAGAUGGAAGGUCUAUACAGGGCGACAGUUUUACAGGUACGGACCGAUGCCAAGGACCCGAGGUAUACUCAGUUAAAGGGAUCCCCAUCCAUACGGUCCUUCAUGAUUACAAUCAUGAGGGACAACUGUGUGCAAGAGGUGGCAGGGUACUAUUUUGUCACCUAUGCUCAUUGGGAUCAGGAUACACAAAUGGUAAUGUCAGACACCAAUCCCUGGCGUUGGGAUCUGGUGUGUAACGGGGUAGAUACCCCUACAGUAAAUAUAUGGAUGGAUGGUACCCCUAUGACUGAGGAAUACCGGAAUAGGUACGUGUCUUCUGAUUGGAAAGACCCCAGUGGCAGGGAUAUUAACUUUGACAUCAAUAUAGAUGGUCCGUUCAAAUGGCCUUUUUGUGAGACUGUAGAUGAAGGGUGCUGGACUUUUACACAGUGGGCCUAUCUGUCCAAAUCCAAACCUAUAGGAAAACUAGUGUUGCAGACUGGAGAAAGUGAACAAUGGUAUCCAUUCGAAGGAAGGGGACAAGUAUGUGUAACCGUGGUGAGGAUCCCCUAUGAAACAGAAGGUCUUCAACCAGUUAAACCGCAUUCAGACUCUUGCAACGCCCCUAUCCAUCAAUUGGCCGAUCCAGUAGCCCCUCAACUGUCAUCCCCAUGGAAAAUCAUCACAGGGGCAAAGUUCAUUCUUUUCACCUGGAGGAUUUCCAUGGAGGAUUUCAGAGUGGAUCAUUGGGAUCACAGAUGUGGGGAGUUUAUUCAGAACCAAAUUGAUAUGAUGAAAGGAUGGAUAGAGGCGGGGCAAGAGGUUAGGAAAGACGACCCUCGACGCAGGAAAUUCCGGAGGAAGAGAGAUUUGGUAUCCAUGGGACUUGGUGGGGGUGCCCUGGGAGUGGGAGUCCUGAACACUAUGGAUAUGGAAGUCCUGAGGAGUAAGCUUGGGAAUGUUGCGCGACAUGCCGGAGAAGGAUUCAAUACUCAGUUGGAUGUAAACCAGGUCCUUGAAGGUUUGCAGCACUCACAUAUAGAUGCCACUACCUCUCUAUCUUCUGCUCUGCGAGAAAAGUUUAGACGGCUCGUCAUGGGGCUUUUGGAGGUACAGGAUAGAGUACAGCUGGCUCUGGCAUGUACGCAGGUCCAAGGUGAGCUCUCGGAUAACCUUAAACACAUUGUAUCAUCUUUGCACGGAGGCCACUUCCCAUUCAACCUCCGCCAACGGGUAAGUCCAUUUAUUUCCCAAUUUGCACUCAAUCACACGAAUUGGUGGGUGGUCCAAUGGCACGGGUGUCGGAACCUCACUUGUACCGCCUCGUCAUUGGCACCUGUAUCUGGUCAGUUAUUACAGGGAUACAGUGCCGUCAACCUAGGGGUGGUUGUAGGUAAUAAAACAGUGUUUCAUCCUCAGCUCCCCUCGGAAGUCCUCACUUAUGAGAGAGGUCAUCCCUAUCUAGUUAAUGUGGAGGGAUGCUGGAGGAAAGAGGAAUGCGAUCCUCUGUCAGGGUAAUCAGGAUCGGGUGCUUCGACACCAGUGUUGGAACUCCGAGGGUUCCUGUGAGAUGAAGACUAACCCAAUGCCGUCCUCUCAUUUGGUAUACUUAGGGCAGGGAUAUUGGUGUUGGUACCAAGGGAACAAUGCAACCUUUAUCAUUUAUGGAACUAACUGUACUGCGAGGGGAGAACUUCCUCCCGCUGUGUAUUGUACUCUUAGUCCCGUUUUAGGAUUAGAUGUCGCAGAGCAACAAGGAAGAACACCGAUCACCCCCGAAAAGAGGCUUGACAUCCGCCCGGACGUUCCUGUGAGACUCCAAAAGAUUCCUCUGGGUUUCGGCAAAGAACUUAAAAAUCUCCUUCUGAAUUUUAAUCGAGAGGAAGAAAUACUUCAGAAACUCCAUGAGUCCGAGAAGCAGGCCACCAUCCAACUUGUCCACGACCAGAACAAGAUAAAAGCAAUUGCCACUUCCUUAGAUAAAGACGCCAAGGUUUCCUGGUGGGAAAGUUUGUUUGGUUACAGCCCAAAGGCAACCUCCUUCUUCAAUCUAUUGAUCCAUCCUGUGAUAAUCCUUCUGGUUCUGGUCUUCAUUAUGUACAUGGGAUUGUGGCUGAUAUAUCGGAGAGUCAAGAGACUUGCAGAAAAAUUAAAUCGGAAUCAGACAGAAUUCCACGAAGCCACCCGUAGGAGACUCAGGGCGCAGCCUUGACAGAGUACUUAAAUUAACAAGUUUAUAAAGUUCUUGAUUUAUCGAGAGACUCCAAGCAAAGCUACCCUAAAUUCCCAAUUCUUGGAAAUGUAUAUAUAUUUCUCUAUGAGGUUUCUGGAUGCAGAUCUUUUGUUAUCCUGAAGCCCCAUGGUAUGGUGUUUAUAUAUUAUUGUUUUUUUUGAGAGGGGUGGGUGUUGGGUGUGUAAUUAUGGGAUUGUGAGUGUGAAUGGGGACUAGAACAGGAUUUAUUAGGGACAGGUCCCCUCCUAAACCAAGUGUAUUUGCCAAUCUCGCCCCAGGAGCAGUCAAGUUGAACUGAAUGUCAGAUAAGUGCGGUGUUCUUUCCCGCAGUUAGAAUUUAGGUACCCUGGUAUCACCUCUGACUCCAAGUCUGAUCUGCCUUGUAAAGACCUAUCUAUCCGUCCAUGGGAGAACCCCCUCUGCAAUCAAGAUAAAGAGAAACAUGUCUGAUGGGAGUCUUGCCUACAAAAGUCCGGUUCUAACAGAGAACAGAAAGGCCAGUGUGAGAGACUACUUCAGGUUCAUUGGGGGUGGCCGACUCCUGAAGAUUGUAAAAAAAAAUAAAAAAAAAAACCCCA
Messenger RNA from Xenopus laevis (African clawed frog), 4925 nucleotides. RefSeq lists its product as uncharacterized. The coding region runs from base 1314 to 3632 and encodes 772 amino acids. The record is from RefSeq and is a predicted model, not a curated record. Lineage: Eukaryota; Metazoa; Chordata; Amphibia; Anura; Pipidae. The transcript has 2 exons.